Fukomys damarensis (Damara mole-rat) is the source of this 1098-nucleotide messenger RNA. RefSeq lists its product as uncharacterized. Gene Ontology annotation, molecular function: structural constituent of ribosome; large ribosomal subunit rRNA binding. The record is from RefSeq and is a predicted model, not a curated record. Lineage: Eukaryota; Metazoa; Chordata; Mammalia; Rodentia; Bathyergidae. Gene Ontology annotation, biological process: translation. Gene Ontology annotation, cellular component: cytosolic large ribosomal subunit; ribosome.
AUGAAGAUAACUAUCAACCAGGAAAGACUUCGGGAGAAUAAGAAUCCCUCCUCCUUACCAUGCUGCUUUGGUAAGAGAUAUGUCGGCUAUCCUAAUCUGACCAAAUUUUUAAAAUGUGACAGAGCUGUUUGCACUUUGCACAAUGUGAAGACACAGCACAAGGGCCGUCUACCAAGCAGAGCUGUGCCUUCCAGAUAUGCAACCUUCCAGGGCCAUGACCCAGCCUCCAGAACCAUCAUCUUCCUUGUUACCGCAGCAGGUUUGCAGUACAUGCUGACGUUCCUUGUGGGGAGCUGGAAAGGAAGUGUCAAGUGUAAUGACCACGAUGUUACAGAUGGGAACACUAAGACAAAUGGAAUAGAGACUUGCCAAGAUCACAGAAAACCCUCCAGCAAAACGCAGCAGCGAAAUGAUGCUCCUUCAGAAAUUCAGAAUCCCUUCCAGUCUCUUCUCAGCGAUAUGUCUCGAAUUUGCCUUACCUUUUGGCAUCACUUUAUCUACAAAUUAGCAUGUUUAGAACCAAAUCAUAAUCCAGCAGUAUCUGAGAAGAAGAGGCUAAGGUGCAACUUUCUUCCAUUGUCCGGAAUCCAGCUUUAUCUGACACCAGCCGCCUCCACUGUGCUGCUCAAGCUUGACCCCAACAAGGCCAAAGUCAUGUACCUGAGGUACAACUGUGGCAAAGUUGCGCUAUGUCCGCCUGACCCCCGGAUCGGUCCCCUGGGUCUGUCUCCAGAAAGCCUGGGUGACGACAUCGCCAAGGCCACUGGAGACUGGAAGGGCCUGAGGAUUAUGGUGAAGCUGACCGUUCAGAACAGACAGGCCCAGAUUGAGGAGGUGCCUUCUGCUUCUGCCCUGAUCAUCAUCGCCCUCAAGAAGCCACCAAGAGACAGACAGAAGCAGAAAAACACGAAGGGCACCGGAAACAUCACUUUUGAUGAGGCUGUAAAUAUUGCCCGACAGAUGUGGCACCGGUCUUUAGCCAGAAAACUUUCCGGAACCAUUAAAGAGAUCCUGCGGACCACCCAGUCUGUUGGCCGGCACCCGCACGACAUCAUAGACAACAUCAACACCGGUACUGUGGGGUGCCCAGCUAGCUAA